GGCGCGGUCAUGGAGGCCGCCGCGGCAUCGGCAUCGGUGGCUAUGGCGGCCUCUUCUUCCUCGUCCUCUUACACCGCCACGGCAUCACAAUCCAGGGCGGCAUUGCAAUGCUGCAAGGCGACGGGAUCCUCGCCACGCCACAAUCGCCAGCAUCCCAGGAAGCAGGGUUUCGGCGGAUCUUCUUCCUCCAGGUGUGGAGCUCACCCCAGCGACUCGGAUUUCUUCUUCGAUGCGGCAUUGGCGGCCACGGCAGCGGCGGCCACGGUUCUCCCCAUGUACUGGUUCUAUGUGCAUUCGUCGUCGGCCGCCUCCAAAUCCAGGGAUAAUCGCCAAGAAUUUCGAGAAUUCGGCAGCUCCAGCGGCAUUGGAAGCGAGGAUUUUCGGCAGUUUGACACAGCGGUGGCCGUUCUUGAGCAACGAGGAGGUCUAGAAAUCGAAAUCGAGCAUGGGAAGCUUCAGGCUCCCACUGCGUUUACUUCGCGAGAGUUUCAAGAAAUCUCUUCUCCAGCCCAGAAUUCGUCGACUUCCCGAGAUGAUUUGGCCCAGGUUGCCGAGUUUAGUCCCAUUCGCCUUUUGGAAAGCGACGAAAGGCAUACUCCCGAAUUACCAGCCAAGGAGGAGACCGUGUUAGAACAGGCAGUAAAAAAAUUCACCAGGAUGCCAUCGCCUCGAGGACAAGAGGAUCUCAUCGCCUAUGACAGACUUAUAAGAGCUCGAAGAAUUCGAGAAAGUUUGGAGGUUCUCGAGGAGAUGGAGAAGAAAGGAACCUUGGAUAUGAACAAGGUCUAUCAUGCACGAUUCUACCAAGAAUGUAAAAGACAAUUGGCUGUGGAAGAGGCUUUCAGAUACACCGGGUUGAUCAAGUCUCCGACGCUAAGCACUUAUAAUAUGCUUCUUUCAGUCUGCUGCAACGCAGGAGAUAUGAAUGGGGCUUUUGGAGCUUUUGCGGCACUGAAACGAGCUGGUUUUAAGCCAGACUGCAUGAUUUAUACUACUCUAAUCUCAACUUGUUCAAAGGCUCUUAAGACAGAUCUUGUCUUUCAGGUUUACCGUGAAAUGGAAAGUGUUGGAGUUGAAGCCAACCUUCUUACAUAUGGAGCGAUCAUCGAUGGCUGCGCUCGAACUGGUGAACUUGCAAAGGCUUUUGGAAUUUACAGAAUCAUGCUCUCAAAGAAAAUAAAACCCGAUCGAGUCAUUUUCAACUCGCUUAUCAACGCUUGUGGUCGGUCUGGCGCGGUGAAAAGAGCAUUUGAGGUGUUCACAGAGUUGAAGUCUGAAAAUCCUAUCAAUCCAAAUCAUGUCACAAUGUGUUCGCUCAUAGAUGCAUGCUCAAAAGCAGGAGAUGGAGACUCUGCCUAUGAAGUUUACACAAUGAUGCGCAAGCGUGGAAUUGGAGGAUGCCCAGAGCCUUAUACAGCAGCUGUUCAUGCAUGCAGCAGUAGUGGCAAUUUGGAGCGUGCAUUUUCCAUCUACGAUGAUAUGAAGAAAGAUGGUGUGAAACCAGACGAGAUUUUCUUUAGUGCUUUGAUUGAUGUUGCUGGCCAUGCUAGUAAAAUCGACUGUGCUUUUGAUGUAUUACAAGAAGUUGAAAAGUAUUCUCUUGUUCCUGGUCCUGUGAUAUUCAGCUCCCUAAUGGGAGUCUGUAGCAAUACAGGAAACUGGGAGAAAGCUAUAUUUCUUUACGAAAAUAUACAGGCAGUGGGAAUUCGACCCAGCGUUUCCACUCUUAACGCCCUUAUGACAGCCUUGUGUCGAGGGAAGCAAUUCCAGAAUGCGCUCCAAAGCUUGGAAGAGCUGAAAGAAGCGGGGGUUUCUCCUAAUCAAUUAACUUACAGUAUUUUGCUGGAGGCUUGUGAGAAGGAAAACGAGGCUGGCAUCGCUCUCAACUUGUACACCCACGCAAUUGCGGAUGGUAUAGUUCCAAACUUGGCUAUGUGUGACAACAUAAUAGGUAUUUGUCUGGAAGGCAUCCGGAGCUCCAUUGGACCUCCGAAGCUUGCUUCCUCGGUAAACCCGUUGUGGAUGGUAGACGACAAUCAGAAACCGCAUGGCCAAUGGCUUUCCUGGGCCCUUGCAUGUUUCCGCCAGACACUUUCGGGUGGAGCACAGCCUACACUGCCAGUACUUUCGAGACUACUCGCUUGUCUACGAAUUCCAGAGUCAUCCGAAAGAGCAGAUACUGGUCUCGUGUUCCAAACUUCCUCUCCAAACAAGCACUUGGUGGAGGGCUUUGGAGUUUACGACCCUCGAGCCUCAGCUUUGUACGAGGAAGCCUCAUCAAUCGGUGUAGUGCCAGCAUUCAAAUGCGACGGCGAGCCGAUCGUUUUCGAAGCAGAUGGACUGCCUAUUUACACGGCGGAGGUGUGUUUGCUUACGAUACUGAAAGCCCUUCGGCGUCGCUGUGCAGCUGGCGCAGAACUUCCUUUUGUCACCAUAAAGUUCGAGACAACAAGGAAAUCGGUGAUCCUCCCGGAUGGACGAGUAAAAGCCAUUACAGUUACCAGGAGGAACGGUCAAGCUUUGGCUGCGCUGCUGAGAAAACUUAAACUGCGUUUCAAUGGAAAGGAGAGCCUGGGGAAGAUCCGGUUGCAUCCAGCAGCUCUCUCGCAGUGGUUCAAGCCCUCGGUGGCGACGCCAUCACCAUCGUCGCCCGCCAAGGCACGAGUGGAUCACGCAAACUUGGGAGUGCUUCCCAGGCCCAUCAUGCUGGGGAAGAGCAUCGCUGAGCAGCAGCGAGCGAUACGAAUGGGGACGCCGCUUCCAUCCGAGAGGAGGCAAGGAUCCAGCCUCAACCAUCGCUUUAGAAAGAUCUCGCCCAACCAAGAAUGAAGCAUGAAAGUUUUGAGCAGAGUGGAGCUACGAGAAAAAAUAUCGAUUUGUGGUAGAAUGGCAAAUAAGCAAGCGAAGGUCUUCUACGCGAAAGUCGCAGCAAGCUAAACAGGCUCGGCACCGGCUCGGAGAAAUCUUUUGGUUCGGCGGGCCUUUAGUAAAACUAAAGGCUUUUAUUAGGUUAAAAAUGUGAAGAGAUUUUAGGGUUCUUCGCUAAA
Molecule: messenger RNA, 3047 nt
Organism: Selaginella moellendorffii
Lineage: Eukaryota; Viridiplantae; Streptophyta; Lycopodiopsida; Selaginellales; Selaginellaceae
Product: pentatricopeptide repeat-containing protein MRL1, chloroplastic
Exons: 19
Coding region: 10-2829 (939 amino acids)
Molecular function (GO): protein binding
Source: RefSeq, a predicted model, not a curated record